Molecule: messenger RNA, 216 nt
Organism: Penicillium oxalicum
Lineage: Eukaryota; Fungi; Ascomycota; Eurotiomycetes; Eurotiales; Aspergillaceae
Product: Glucose-repressible protein
Exons: 3
Coding region: 1-216 (71 amino acids)
Source: RefSeq, a predicted model, not a curated record
AUGGAGACCGUCAAGAACGCCGCCAACUACGUCUCUGAGACCAUCCAGGGCACCGGUGCCACUGCUCAGAAGGAGACCAACAAGAACGUUGCUAAGGACUCCGACGCCAGCCUCGGCACCCGCGCUGAGGCCGCCAAGGACGCCGUCGUCAACAAGAAGGACGAGACCGUCCACGACACCAAGGCCGACACCCACAAGGAGGCUGCCAAGCACUAA